CAAAUUUUAUUUGAAACGAGAAAAGUUAUGGUAAAAUGAAAUAUUUGUGUUUACUUGUUGCGCAUCGAUAUAUUAUAAUAUGGAAAAAACAACAAUGUUGCAAUAUCUUGUAUUCAUAUGUAUGUUGAUUGUUGAAUAUUACCCGUCUGUGCUCAGUCUGGAGCCGCUCCGAACGCGAAUACUUUUACCCGGUCAUGUCUACAUAUAUAAACAUUCAGACGAUGUUUACAAUCAGCUGAUAGAUUUGAAGGAUUUCAAAUUUCUCAUAAACCCCCCACGGUGUAAUCACAGCCUGCUUUUGUUAGUGAUAGUCACCACAAAGUGGAAUCAUUAUGAGAGAAGGAAGUGGAUACGAGAGACGUGGACGGCGCCUUGGGAAUGGACCAGGGUGUUGUUCUUCGUUGGGGAGCCUAAUUCGUUCAAAGCAUCUGACUUUCAGAAGAUUCGAAACGAGAGCGAUCUUUACGGAGAUAUCGUGAUGGGUAACUUUGUAGAUGCUUAUGUUAAUAUGACGUAUAAGCACACUAUGGGUUUGAAGUGGGUCGCGCACCACUGUCCAAACGCGAAAUACAUUUUGAAGCUAGAUGACGACGUGGCGGUGGACCCGGAGGAGUUCAGGGAGUUCCUGGUCCAGAGACUGUCGCCGUGGGGAGCACGGAGACUGAUCGCAUGUAAUUGUUACGCGGACGAAUCUUUUAAAUCGAAGUACAAACCUAUUGUUAUGGAUUACUGCGGUACUUUUUGUCACGGUUGGGCGAUCCUGUACUCCCAAGAUGCCGUGCAUGAGCUCCUCAGAGUUGUCCAAAGAAUGCCUUACCAUUGGAUCGACGACAUCCACAUUACCAAAACAUGCGCAGACGUGCUCGAAAUACCCAGAAUACCACUCUGUCAGUUGGAGAGGCGUUGGAGACAGCUGUUCAAAACCAACACAUUAUAUUUUUACGAGAAAUGGCUCCGUAAUCACAAUGAAGCCUGGCUGUUCCGUCUUUUGCAUUGAUGUGGUCCGAACCACCCAGUGGUAAGACAAUGUACUGGUUUGGUAGCUAUUCGGUCUUCACGAUUAGCCCUUACGUACGUGGGAGAGAUAUUUUUUAAAGGAAAUUAGGAAAAUAAUAUUAUUUAAUGCCAGGCAUUUUAUUUAUUGUUGUUUAAUUCCUGGACACCAACGCUUUAUGGCGGCAGAAGAAACAGGAAGGACGCUCAAGCGAUUGUUAAUUACAAAAAUAGUAUUUUAAAUAAGAAAACAAUAGAUUAAUAGCUAAAAAAAUUAGAAUUUAGUUUAUUUCAAAAUAUAUUUAAGUUUAUUUUUAUUUUAAGACUGUGCAAGUAUUAUUUUUAUUUAUCUUUAAAGUAUGUAGGUGUUUUAUUAUUUUAAUAUUACGAAUAUGUAAAUUAUGUCGUUUUAAAAAGUUGCUUUGAGGCUUUCCGUUUUUGACUUGACCUUUUGCCAUCAUCACAUUUUUAUCAACAUAUUUCAUUUCUUAGCAACAGAUUAUGCCAAACUCUUGAUUCAGAUAUCAAAAACUUAAACUUACACGCAUAUUAGUAUCAAAACCAAAUAGAGUACCUUGACAUAAAAUCGUGAAAUUUUGCAAAAAAAAUACAAAUAGAAAAAUAUUCAAAAAUUGCUAAUUUAUAGUUACAUUGUAAAAAUAAAUGGAGAAUUUUAUGAAAAAAGCCGUGUGCAAUAGUAAGUUGUUAGUUUAAGUUUGUUAUCUAUUCUAAGUAGUUAUCUCUAUAAGUUGGUACGGAACCAUCAGCGGACUCGACCGAUUCUUACUUGACCGUUUUUUUAAGUGUUAUUAAUAUUAUG
This is a messenger RNA of Plodia interpunctella (Indianmeal moth), 1813 nucleotides long. Its product is annotated as beta-1,3-galactosyltransferase 5-like. NCBI's taxonomy places the organism in Eukaryota, Metazoa, Arthropoda, Insecta, Lepidoptera, Pyralidae. Gene Ontology annotation, molecular function: hexosyltransferase activity. Bases 80 to 997 code for a protein of 305 amino acids. Gene Ontology annotation, cellular component: Golgi membrane. The record is from RefSeq and is a predicted model, not a curated record. The transcript is spliced from 2 exons.